Acipenser ruthenus (sterlet) is the source of this 2813-nucleotide messenger RNA. RefSeq lists its product as uncharacterized. Gene Ontology annotation, cellular component: nucleus. The record is from RefSeq and is a predicted model, not a curated record. Bases 647 to 1564 code for a protein of 305 amino acids. The transcript has 7 exons. Gene Ontology annotation, biological process: nuclear protein quality control by the ubiquitin-proteasome system; proteasome localization. NCBI's taxonomy places the organism in Eukaryota, Metazoa, Chordata, Actinopteri, Acipenseriformes, Acipenseridae.
UAGAAUGGCAUUUUGAGAGGUAAAAUCCCUGGCGCUUAUUUUCGUUUUGUCAAACAGCGGUGACGAUCCCUAUGUCAUCCAAUAAGAUUCCAGGAGGUCAGCGAGGUUAACCAAUCAGACUCACGUAGGUCGAAAGUGGAACCCAAUCAAGUUUAAGAAAAUGCGAGACACCGCCCGCGCGGCAAAUUUCUUCUGUUUUUUUUUAAAACUACAAGCUGUAGUUUUGCGCUUUUGUACAACGCUACGGGCAGUACUACAGCUAGGAAGUGGGAACCGAGCAGGGACAAAAAAGAUUAAUCUAUAACGAGGGAAUACUACGAGUCAGAAUAGUCUAUUUUUUCCCCCUAAGCCACAGUGAUGUGUAGAUACAAAUUUAUAUUUUAAAAUAAAUACAUUAUUUAGAAAAUUGUGAUAUAGACAGGAAAAAUAGUAAAGGCGGACUUUUUAGGGGGGAACAGUUUUACAUGUAUUGAACAAAAUAGGGUCAAGUAUUCCUUAAAAAAAGACUUAAUCUUGUAGUUGUAUUCGUUUUUUUUUUUUUAAACCCAAGCAAAUUAAAAAAAAGAAGAGAAAAGACACGACCUUCCUGUACUGUCUGUACAUUUAAUAGAUUUCUCUCAGUUAAGUUUGUGAAUUUAAAAGUAAAAUGGCCAUAUAUUGUCAGGAGAGACGAGUUCUCAUGGAAAUUGCUACUCCUCAGCCAAAAACUUCAGCUGGCAUAAGGAGGUCUUAUUUGGACGCGCUGAGUUACAGGGGGGCAUCCACACCCAACCUCAGAAACAACAGCAUGCCAUCUAACCAAGACCUUUAUUCUGAAAGCUCAGAUAGCAGCUUGUCUGAUGAUGGCUUUGAAUCCUCCCUGCAUAUAGGUGAUCAUUCUGAAAGAAGGCAAAGGCUGGCUUUCUAUUUCCCUGCCUCUGAAUUCCAAGUUAACUCCAGCUAUAUUACUGAACCCUCUUUGAAGAAACAAAGGAUUAGCAACAAGGAAGAAGUGGGGCUGCAGUUUCAAUUGGAGUCUCUCUCCCAGCAGAAGCAGCUUGUGGAAGUAGUCAACUCCCUGGUGAUACUGGAAGAGCAGGAGCAAAAGACUCUUCCAUUCCCAAACCUGAAGCCAUUGCAAGAGGAAUUGCAGCUGAAAAAGGCAAAUGUAUACAGAUCCAUCCCUUAUACUCGGCUGGGUUCAAACAGAGAUGCUCAUUGUUACAGAAAGGCAUGUCCUCAACUGUUGGCAUUCAAGAAAACUUGCAUUGGAAGGGGUCAACUGCUGUUGCAGUGUAAUCUGUGGGAAUCAGCGCUGGAGUUUGUGCUGAAUGCCUGGAGGUUCACAAGUGAGCUUCCCCAGUGGGAGACCAGCAGCCACAACAGAUGUAAAGAGCAGUGCUUCAGUGCAUUAGCAGCCCAGUGUACAACAGCCUUGCAACAAAGUUCAAUUGGAAUGAAGAGGGCUAUUGAACUAAAGAGAAGGUUAAAAAUUGCAAGAACUCACAGUAAGCUGAUCAUCCCCUGCAUUCAAGAACUGGACAGCAUUAUUGAAAACCUCCAGUGCCGCACUGCAGAAACAUAAUCUGUGCUUUACUGACAGACUCUAAACACGAGAGCUUUUACUGGAGAAUCAGAAGUUUUGUUUUUUUUUGGAACUGAAGAGAGAAAAAAGGACCAACAUACAAAUUAAGACAACUAGCACAUCGAGCUGGAGAAAAAAACAUUUAACAGAUUGUGGUGAAAAGCAAGGAGCAAGCUGUACAAAUAAUUUACCUUGCAUGGGUCAUAUGAGAUUUGGUUCAUAGUCAUAUGUAGAUUUCAUAAGUCAAUUUAUACCAAAAUAACUUAAGAAACUACAUAAUUGAGUCAGUAGAUUUAUUUAAUUAUUUAUUUUUGUACUGGUACAAAGACAUUUAUUUGCACAUCCUAAUGGAAACACAUUUUAAAAUUAGUUUGUCUAGAGAGCAGAAGACUAUAAUAGAGUAACCCACUGUUUAUGAUUGCAAGCUUUAGUUCUAUAGUCUGAGUGGAGCAAUUUAUUAACGGUCUUCCUGGCAAGGAUUGUUUUUAUAUAAAUACUGCUGUCCCAGACUGCUGUUAAUAUAUUAAUUUUCUUGUGUAGAUGUGAUCUAUGCAUUCAAACAACAGUUAAGUCUCUUCGUACAGAAUGAAACGCUUUGAGGUUUGGCUUGUCUGUGUUGGACAGUGAUGUUGUAGGUGGUUAUCUAAUCUUAACUUUCAUCGAUAUUUUCUAUGGCUAACUCAUUUGAAUUUUUUUUUGUCUUGCGGAUAUACAUCCUAGUACCAAUUUAUCUAUUGGCCCAUUGUCUUGUGUGUACUUAUCUUUCUUGGCACUACAUACAGGUCUGCAGUGUUGAAUGCCACUUUUUCAAAAUGGCAGGUUAUUUGAGAAUAUAUUUUGUACACUGUAAAAAUGGACAGAUCUGCCAUACUAUAUCAAUGGAAACUUCAAAAAUAAGUGCCGAUGUUAGUGUUCCGUUUUUAGUUUAUUUGAACUUGUGUGUCUUGGUUUGGAUCUUUUUUCCAGUGCCAGUUAAGUGUUAUGGCUACCUGGCUUCCUAUAUGACGUUGGACCUGAACCAAGUACAACUACACAAGGUUUCUUCCUAAUCAAACAAGAGUGGUUUACAGUUUAAAAAAAAAAAAACACUUGAAAACCUUAAUGUAGAUAUUUUGUAAAUUGCAAUCCCCUUUCAAAGAUUUCCUUGCAAGAUUGCACAUUGUUUCUGAGAAACUUGAACUUUGAAUUACUAUGUGUGUGUGUGUGUGUAUGUAUGUAUGUAUGUAUGUGUGUAUGUGUGUGUGUGUGU